CGUUUAAAGAGCUGAGGUAGUGUCGAGUACGAUUGGUGAUUAGAUGACAGACGUGUCGAUCAGCCAAUCCAGAUGACAGUUUGACACCGGCCCACCGAUCUCACUUUUCAAUAACAUUGGCCAAACGGGGGCGGGCCUUCGGAAGCUGCUGGCCAAUGGAAACUUCAGAUAGCGCGAGAGUAGCAGUCCAUCAUCGUGACGUUUAACAACAGAACGUAGUUCCGGGCGUGCGACGGGAGCGAGGCUAUAAAUAGGGGCGAGCGGCGGCCGAUGGCAAUGAGCUGUGACCGCUGGCGGCUGAAGGAGGGUUCGCCGAGGCCGGAGGGACGGAGCAGCCCAGCACCCACGGCCCGCACCACGCCCACACGUCUCAGUCUAGGCCGGCAGCCGAGAACAAACAUCAUUGCAAACCUGAGAAGCAUAACUUCAGUCCUAACCAACACUAUAAGAUACCAAGCUACUCUGAAGAGACCUAAACACUAUCUGACAGGAGUUAAUAUUUCUUUAGGUUUGCAACACAGUUUGCAGCUCAUUCUGGUUUUUGUGUAGCUAUGCAGCUAGAAAUCCAAGUAGCGCUCAACUUUAUUAUCUCAUACUUGUACAACAAACUCCCGCGGAGACGAGUCAACAUUUUUGGUGAGGAGCUGGAACGGCUGUUGAAGAAGAAAUACGAAGGGCACUGGUACCCGGACAAGCCGUACAGAGGGUCUGGAUAUAGGUGCGUGCACAUAGGGGAGUCCAUUGACCCUGUGAUUGAGCGUGCUGCCAAAGAAAGUGGACUCGAGAUGAAGGAUGUUUGUGAGAACCUGCCUCAGGAUUUGAGUGUGUGGAUAGAUCCUUUUGAAGUGUCCUAUCAGAUUGGAGAGAAGGGGCCUGUCAAGGUGCUGUAUGUGGACGAUAAUAAUGACCUGGAUAAAGAAAUCAAAAACAGCUUCAACCCUGAGGCCCAGGUCUUUAUGCCCAUUUGUGACCCAGCAGGGGGUUCGCCUGUGUCCAGCUCCCCCUCUCCUCCCUUUGGUCAAUCUGCUGCUGUGAGUCCCACUUUUAUAUCUCGCUCUGCACAGCCUUUAACCUUCACCACUGCCACAUUCGCUGCUACGAAAUUUGGCUCAACCAAAAUGAAGAGUAGCGGCCGCAACAGCAAGGUCGCUCGGGCCUCCCCCACCAGCCUUGGCUUGAAUGUGAAUAGCCUGCUGAAGCAGAAAGGCCUGUCAACAUCCAUGCACUCUCUCUAUGGGCUUGGCGUGGGUGUGGGCAGCCAACAGCAACAGCAGAAGACUUCAGCCCUCUCCCCUAAUGCCAAGGAGUUUAUUUUCCCUGGCAUCCAGGGGCAGGGUGGUAGCGGUGCAAUAUUCCCAGGGGACAGCCCACUGAACAUCAGUCCUCUCCAGUAUGGGAAUGCCUUUGACAUGCUUGCCUACGGGGGCCUCAGUGAAAAAUCCUUUAUGGAAGGGCUGAGUUUCAGCCUCGGUAACAUGCAGUAUUCUAACCAACAGUUCCAGCCUGUCAUGGCUAAUUAGAGAUGGUGGGGGGGGGGGGUCUCUAAAAUUAUA
Hypanus sabinus (Atlantic stingray) is the source of this 1553-nucleotide messenger RNA. It is a transcript of the gene tob1a, whose product is annotated as transducer of ERBB2, 1a. The transcript has 2 exons. NCBI's taxonomy places the organism in Eukaryota, Metazoa, Chordata, Chondrichthyes, Myliobatiformes, Dasyatidae. Gene Ontology annotation, molecular function: transcription corepressor activity. Gene Ontology annotation, cellular component: cytoplasm; nucleus. Gene Ontology annotation, biological process: regulation of gene expression. The record is from RefSeq and is a predicted model, not a curated record. The coding region runs from base 552 to 1520 and encodes 322 amino acids.